Molecule: messenger RNA, 342 nt
Organism: Dibothriocephalus latus
Lineage: Eukaryota; Metazoa; Platyhelminthes; Cestoda; Diphyllobothriidea; Diphyllobothriidae
Source: the annotation of a GenBank genome assembly
AUGAUAUCCUCCCUUCUCUGUCAGGUUGCCAACAAGGAUGUUUUGAUGCGUCAGAAGCCGUAUGUAUCAAAAUGGUGGAUAGUAAUUACGAGGGAUUGGCAACUCGCGGCUAAUAACGUCGUUGCCCUUGCUGACUGCGCACGUCCACAGGUAACGAAUCAUGAAGUUACCGAUCUGGCAAAACCGACCAUGUUCUACGACGGCCAAUAUGGCUUCAUCCAUACGUCGGAGCGGAGCUGUGGCCAUACUUAUUAUUCUUUCUUCUAUAAGCAGAAUAACAUUACCGACAACGCAAUCGAUGAACGUCUUUCCACCAUCGUGAAUGAGAACCGACAGGACUAG